UGGGAUUCGCCGCGCCGGGAGGGGACGGGGGAGGCGACAAGCGUCGCUGACGGACCCCGGGGACCCCCUCGCCCUGCCCAAAUAUGGUGAGGGAGAGCGGGGCCUCCAGAUAAAGGGUCCGGGAGCCGGAUCCCGGCAGGGAGGAGCCCCCACCCCGGACGUGUCUUCUGGAUCUGGGAAGACCUCCACCCCGCCGCUUCUCCUGCCCUCCGAGGUCGCCGUGGCCUCCACCGCCGCCGAGAUGGGGGACCCGCUGCUGCUGAAGGAGGAGGGGAACCGACGCUUCCGGGCCGGAGACUACGAGGCCGCCGCGCGCAGCUACUCCAGGGCCCUGGAGCUGGGCCCGGACCGGCCGCUGCGGGCCGUCCUCUACCGCAACCGGGCCGCCUGCCACCUCGGACGGGAGAGCUACGACCGGGCCGCCGCCGACGCCUCCCAAGCCGUCGACUUGGACGCGUCGGACGUGAAGGCCCUGUUCCGGCGCUGCCGGGCCCUGGAGCAGCUGGGCCGCCUGGACCAGGCCUUCAAGGACGCGCAGCGCUGCGCCACGUUGCAACCGCGCAACGAAACCUUCCGGGAGACCCUCCGGCGCCUCAGCGCCGGCAUCCAGGCCAAGCUGCACGACCAGUUCUCCACGGACUCACGGGUGCGGACCAUGUUCGCCAUCCUGCUGGACGAGAACAGCGAGGCGGAGAAGCGUGAGAAGGCCGCCAACAACCUCAUCGUCCUGGGCCGGGAGGAGGCGGGGGCCGAGAUGAUCUUCCGGAACGACGGGGUCGGCCUGCUGCUGAAGCUGCUGGAGACCCGGCGGCCCGAGCUGGUCCUGGCCGCCGUGCGGACGCUGGCGGGCUUGUGCGGCGGGCACGGGGCUCGGGCCACCGCCGUCCUCCACGCCACGCGCCUGGACCGGCUGUGCGGCCUGCUGGCGGCCGACGACGAGGAGACGGCGCUGGCCACCCGCGCCCUCCUCCAGGCCGUCACCGACUCCCUGACCGGCGACGACAGGAAAGAGCCGCGGGGCAAGGAGGAGGCCCCGGUUUUGGACUCCAAGAAGGACCUGAGGCGGAUCACGGACCACCUCCUGGACAUGCUGGUCAGCGGGAAAGUGUCGGGCCACGGGAAGGACCAGGCCCUCAACCUCCUCAACAGAAACGUCCCGAGGAAGGACCUGGCCAUCCGGGACAACUCCCGCACCAUCUACGUGGUGGACCACGGCCUGAAGAAGAUCCUGAAGCUGGUGGGCCAGGUGCCCGAGCUUCCGUCCUGCCUGCCGCUGACCGACAACACCCGCGCGUUGGCCUCCCUCCUCCUCAGCAAGCUGUACGACGACCUGCGCUGCGACCCCGAGCGCGACGCCUUCCGGAAGAUCUGCGAAGAGUUCAUCACGGGCAGGUUCGACCCCCGGGACAUGGACAAGAACGUGAGCGCCGUCCAGACGGUGUCGGGCAUCCUGCAGGGCCCCUUCGACCUGGGCAACAAGCUGCUGGGCCUGAAGGGGGUGAUGGAGACGAUGGUGGCCCUGUGCGGGUCGGAGCGCGAGGUCGACCAGCUGGUGGCCGUGGAGGCCCUCAUCCACGCCUCCACCAAGCUCAGCCGCGCCACCUUCAUCAUCGCCAACGGCGUGGCCAUGCUCAAGGACCUCUACAAGACCACCGAGAACGAGAAGAUCAAGAUCCGGGCCCUGGUGGGUCUCUGCAAGCUGGGCUCGGCCGGGGGCACGGACUACGGCCUGCGUCAGUUCGCCGAGGGCUCCACGGAGAAGCUGGCCAAGCAGUGCCGCAGGUGGCUGUGCAACCCCGCCAUCGACACCCGCACCCGCAAGUGGGCCGUGGAGGGCAUGGCCUACCUGAGCCUGGACGCCGACGUGAAGGACGACUUCGUGCAGGACGGGCCGGCCCUGCGGGCCAUGUUCCAGCUGGCCAAGGAGAGCGACAAGACCAUCCUCUACUCGGUGGCCAGCACCCUGGUGAACUGCACCAACAGCUACGACGUGCAGGAGGUGGUGCCCGAGUUGGUGCAGCUGGCGAAGUUCUCCAAGCAGCACGUGCCCGAGGAGCACCCCAAGGACAAGAAGGACUUCGUGGAGCUGCGGGUGAAGCGGCUGCUGAAGGCGGGCGUCGUCUCCGCCCUGGCCUGCAUGGUGCGGGCGGACAGCGCCAUCCUCACCGACCAGACCAAGGAGCUGCUGGCCAGGGUGUUCCUGGCCCUGUGCGAUAACGCCCGAGACCGAGGCUCCAUCGUGGCCCAGGGGGGCGGCAAGGCCCUGGUCCCGCUGGCCCUGGAGGGCACCGGCGUGGGCAAGAUCAAGGCCGCCCACGCCCUGGCCAAGAUCGCGGCCAUCUCCAACCCCGACAUCGCCUUCCCGGGAGAGAGGGUGUACGAAGUCGUCCGGCCCCUGGUGCGCCUUCUGGACACGGAGCGCGACGGGCUGCAGAACUACGAGGCCCUUCUGGGCCUCACCAACCUGGCAGGGAGGAGCGACAAGCUGAGGCAGAAGAUCGUCAAGGAGAAGGCCCUGCCCGACAUCGAGAACUACAUGUUCGAGAACCACGACCAGCUUCGCCAGGCCGCCACCGAGUGCAUGUGCAACCUGGCGGUCAACAAAGAGGUGCAGGAGCGCUUCCUGGCCGACGGCAACGACCGGCUGAAGCUGAUGGUCCUGCUGUGCGGGGAGGACGACCCCAAGGUCCAGACCGCCGCCGCCGGGGCCCUGGCCAUGCUCACCGCCGCCCACAAGAAGCUCUGCCUCAAGAUGACCGAAGUGACGCCGCAGUGGCUGGAGAUCCUCCAGCGCCUCUGCCUUCACGCCCUCCUGCCCGUCCAACACCGCGGCCUGGUCGUCGCCUACAACCUGCUGGCGGCCGACGCGGAGCUGGCCCGGAAGCUGGUGGGCAGCGAGCUGCUGGAGAUCCUCACCGUGGUGGCCAAGCAGGAGCCCGACGCCAAGAGGGAGCCGGUCCUCCGGGCCGCCCGCGACUGCCUGGUCAAGUGCAUGGACUACGGCUUCAUCAAGCCCCUGUCCUGAACCCGGGCCCCGGCCGCCUUCUGGGGGGUCGCGGUGGGUCGUUUCCGAACGGCGGCCACCGAGGCCCCGGGAAGCCGAGCGAGCCGCCCGGAGCCACGCGGCCGACGGGUCGCGUGAGCCGGGCCAUUAAAGAACCCCGCCGGGAGCUCCCGGGCCGAC
Messenger RNA from Ornithorhynchus anatinus (platypus), 3184 nucleotides. It is a transcript of the gene UNC45B, whose product is annotated as unc-45 myosin chaperone B. Bases 242 to 3025 code for a protein of 927 amino acids. The transcript has 20 exons. The record is from RefSeq and is a predicted model, not a curated record. Gene Ontology annotation, molecular function: Hsp90 protein binding. Lineage: Eukaryota; Metazoa; Chordata; Mammalia; Monotremata; Ornithorhynchidae.